UAUGUCCAAAAAGGGUGUUUGUUGAACGAGAUCAUUUUUAGGUACGGAUAUCUCACCUAGUCAAAACGUCGAAAUCAACACAUUUACCGGGAAGGGAACAGCAAGCUAGUUUUUAAAAAAUUCCUAUCAUGGAGGUUACAGAGAAGAAGAUGCCCAAACAGGCCCAGCUGCUCUAUCUGGGCCACAAGGACACCAGUCACCUCUUGGAAGUGUAUGUGAAGCGCAGCAUCAGUUUAAAUGACGGGACAUGUGAGGACCAGAGGUCACCAACAAAGCCUCGAAAGUGGGUGACACUGUCAGAGAAACACAGAAGAGUCCACCGGCAUUCUAUUGACUCCUUGGUCACCUUCGGGCCCAGCAAACUUGACGAGGGCAAUGCCACCAGCACACCACCUGACGAGGGCAAUGCCACCAGCACACCACCUGACGAGGGCUUUGCUAUACCAAAUGCGGCUCCUGUAGAAAUCCCAGGGCCUGCUGAUAUUCUUGAGAUUGAGGCGUCUACUGAACUGGAGAAUAAGUUUAAAGAGGGCAAGAAGAAGAGCAAAAAGACGUCUCUCUGGAAAGGUUUUCUGGGUUUCUUCUCGAGGAAGGCGAGUGACAAGAAAGAUGAGCAUGAGUCUGGCACAGAGACUGGUCGACAGACACAAGGAAACGUGCCGAAAAAUAAAUCCAUCAAAAAGCAAUGGAGCUCCAUGAGGAGACGACCUCUGAGAAAAAUCAGGAGUGACAGCCUCAGAGGGUCUGUGAGGAGAUCAUCAGCUCGGAACAGGACCAACACCACAGAAAUAACUGGAGUUGAAUCGGUUGUGAGUGUGGGGCUUACAGACUCGUACUAUGAGAAAGUGUCAGAAGAGCUGGAGAAGAUUGUGUCUGAGGAGAAAGACACAGCUUCUACAGAUGAGGACGUCAUCAAAAGGAUCAUUGUUCUGAUGAAGCAGCAAGGAGACGUCAUUGAUAACAAGCUGAAGGAAAACCCCAGCCUGAGCGCAUUCUUCCAGAAGCUAUCCUACAGUACCUUCCAGCAGUUGGCUGAUACGUACGUGGAGACAGAGACCCCUACAGGCCAGAGCCGCCAGACACCACACACUGCUGGGCCUGGGCCCGGGCCCGUCAACGCCCCGGAGCUGGUCAAGCUGGCCUUCACUCUGGACUUCACAGCCAGGGUGGCUUGUCUCUCCAGACAAUCCACAGGACACAUCAUGGGCCUGGGCAACCGCUACUUAGAGGACCGCUUCACACAGACAACAGAGGCAAGAGUCAGCCCUGUUUUUUCUUCUAAUUAGAAUGUAUGUAAUUAUGUGUAAAUCACAGGAGGUUGGUGGCUCCUUAAUUGGGGAGAAUGGGCUUGUGGUAAUGACUGGAGCGGAGUCAGUGGAAUGGUAUGAAAUACGUCAAACACAUGGUCGCCAGGUGAUUGAUGCCAUUCCAUUUGCGCCGUUCCGGACAUUAUUAUGAGCCCUCAUCAGCCUCCUGUGGGGUAAAUAAACUAAACUAGAGGUCAGAAGGGAUUGUGACACAGAAACACCGCCAACACACAAGUUAAAACCUGUUUUGUACCUUUAACCACAGUGCUGUUAGCAGGUGAAUCAAGGAAGAUCAAAUAUGUUUCUAAUGACAUUUAUGUUGCUUUGCAGGUUAAUCCAGAUCAGACGUUGCAUAACUAGGAUGGUCCUAAUCAUUUAUGCACCAACACAUGCAAAUGAGACCUACUACUGCAGGGGAAAGUAAACAUAUUCAUUAUUGGAAUAGCACAUGGACUGUUCCCUGAGACACAAAUAAAACCCAGAGGCAAGUCACCCAGGGAACACCACAUGACAACCACUUAUAGUAGGCCUUGUACCAGUAAAUCUACACUAGUAAAUCUAUAUAACUACUAUGUGUACAGGUUAGCAAGUAAAAUAUAUGCACUAUGGACUUACCACUCGUGGGGCAUUCUGUAUUUACUUACUUGAAUUAGUGAUAGUAAGUACAAUGUAGCCUACAGUUACUGCAUGUACUUGCUACAAGGUACAGGUACCGAAUGUGUUAUCUCCCUACAGCAGGGUUUCCUCAUCCUGGUUCUGGGGACCCCAAGGGGGGCACAUGUUUGGUUUUGCCCUAGCUCUACACACCUGAUUCCACUAAUCAAAUGUUUGAUGAUGAGUUGAUAAGUUGCAUGAGGUGUGUAGUGCUAGGGCAAGAACUAAAAUCUGAACCCCCAGGACCAGGAUAAUGAAACACGGCCCUACAGUAACCAUAGAGUAAUUAAUUGUUUCUGGGGAUUCUACUUAUGACACGUGAAAGAAUAAGAAAACCAAACUAUUGAUCAAAGCUAUUUAUGUAGCAAUAUUUCCAGGUGGUAUAAAUAUAUUUUCUCUAAUACUGUGGUCCUGUGUGGCUCAGUUGUUAGAACAUGGUGCUUGCAACGCCACGGGUCAAUUCCCGCUGGAGCCACCCAUACGUUAAAUGUAUGCACGCAUGACUGUAAGUCGCUUUGGAUAAAAGCGUCUGCUAAAU
Molecule: messenger RNA, 2499 nt
Organism: Coregonus clupeaformis (lake whitefish)
Lineage: Eukaryota; Metazoa; Chordata; Actinopteri; Salmoniformes; Salmonidae
Exons: 5
Coding region: 129-1286 (385 amino acids)
Source: RefSeq, a predicted model, not a curated record